Cricetulus griseus (Chinese hamster) is the source of this 1283-nucleotide messenger RNA. Lineage: Eukaryota; Metazoa; Chordata; Mammalia; Rodentia; Cricetidae. The record is from RefSeq and is a predicted model, not a curated record.
GACUGGAAAUGGCAGACCAUAUGAUGGCCAUGAACCACGGGCGCUUCCCCGACGGCACCAACGGGCUGCACCACCACCCUGCCCACCGCAUGGGCAUGGGGCAGUUCCCGAGCCCGCAUCACCACCAGCAGCAGCAGCCUCAGCACGCCUUCAACGCCCUCAUGGGCGAGCACAUACACUACGGCGCGGGCAACAUGAAUGCCACGAGCGGCGCCCAAUGUCAUAGACACUGAUUUCAUCGAUGAGGAAGUGCUUAUGUCCUUAGUGAUAGAAAUGGGUUUGGACCGCAUCAAGGAGCUGCCCGAACUCUGGCUGGGCCAAAACGAGUUUGAUUUUAUGACGGACUUCGUGUGCAAACAGCAGCCCAGCAGAGUCAGCUGUUGACUCGGUUAACCUCGGCGGGCGGGCGAAAGAAAUCACCCUCCCCACCCCCACCCCAACUUCUUCGGUGUGAAUUAAAAAAACAAAAACAAAACAAAAAAAAAAAAACAUUCCCUUAGACGCAGUAUCUCACUUUUCAGAUCCUGAAAGGUUUGAGAACCUGGAAACAAAGUAAACUAUAAACUUGUACAAAUUGGUUUAAAAAAAAAAAAAGAUUGCUGCCACUUUUUUCCUGUUCUUGUUUUUGUAGCCUUGACAUUCACCUCCCUUAUGUAGUUAAAAUAUCUAGCUAACUUGGUCUUUUUUUGUUGUUUUUACUCCUAAUUUCCUCACUUUCUCCAGUGCUCAACUGUUAGAUAUUAAUCUUGGCAAACUGCUUAAUCUUGUGGAUUUUGUAGAUGGUUUCAAAUGACUGCGCUGCAUUCAGAUUUAUGAUUGAAAGGAAAAAUUGCAUUUGUUGGCUGCAUGAACUCUGAAGGGCAGAUAUUACUGCACAAACUGCCAUCUCGCUUCAUUUUUUUUAACUAUGCAUUUGAGUACAGACUAAGUUUUCAAAUAUGCUAAACUGGAAGAUUAAACAGAUGAGGGCCAAACCGUUCUGGAUCAGGAAGUCAUACUGUUCACUUUAAAGUUGGCUGUCUCCCCUCCCCCAUAUGUACAGACAAUAAUAGGGUGUGGAAUGUCGUCAGUGGCAAACAUUUCACAGAUUUUUAUUUUGUUUCUGUCUUCAACAUUUUUGACACUGUGCUAAUAGUUAUAUUCAGUACAUGAAAAGAUACUACUGUGUUGAAAGCUUUUUAGGAAAUUUUGACAGUAUUUUUGUACAAAACAUUUUUUUGAAAAAAUACUUGUUAAUUUAUUCUAUUUUAAUUUGCCAAUGUCAAUAAAAAGUUAAGAAAUAA